CAAAAAUAUAACGCCAUCAAAAAUAUCUAAAAUAAUAGGUACAUGUAUCUACUAUAAUAAUGCAAUUUUUGUGAAAUAAAAUUCUUGUUUUUACUUUUUCUACAUCAUAUUUUCAAAUGAAAGGGACACAAUAGUGUACAAGUAAAAAUCGUUCAAGGUGGUUCCGAUUCAGUUCCUCUUGCAGUUGAAGAGGGUGCUUAAAACCCCUAACCCCACGCUACGCCCCUGCCUUCUAACCCCACUAAAUGCUAUCCAUUCAUGGGGUCGCAUCUGUCAACUUUUCACUCAUACAUUCAACCGCGGCUCAGAUGGCAUUGUCUCUGAUUUUGACUGUUUUGAACUGUUCAAUGAGAAUUGGUUCUUGUUUUUACUGGUUCCUGAAAAAAACAUGGAAUCAACCCUCGAUGUGAUCAUUUUUAACCUCAAAUAGUGCUUUCGGACUGGAUUUAGAAGAUGAGUGAUAAUUAUUGUAUUUGAUUUAAUGAGACUGUCUCGACACUGAUUGGAGCUUCUGGCAAUGAAAUCUCUGGAUUACGAAUCUUCAUCCGAGGGUGAUGAAACUUCAUCUUUACCCAUUUCUCGGACGGUGGUUGAACCGAGCCACUGGCUCAAGACCAACACACAAGGAUGGGGGUGGCAGACUGGGGCUGCAGUAGGGGGACCAAGUUCCUCUGGAAACACCAUGGACCCUUCCACUUACCCAAGCUUCCACCCAAAUAAUGCCGAAGAGAGUCAAAUACCAGGACGAAGAACCCCCUUGGGGGCUGUUGGUUUAGGAGGAUUUUAUUUUCAAGGAUAUCCCUCUAACCUGCAGAGCAACAUGGGACCUUCGGAUGAGAACAACCCCGAAAGUGGGCCUAGCCAGAAUAUGAGUUGUAGAUCUCCGCAGUCCCGACCACUGCCCAACAAUUCGCAGAAUGCUCCAGGAACAAAAGGGAAAAACCGCCAAGGUAAAACGGUAAGACUGAACAUAAACGCCAGGGAAAGAAGAAGAAUGCACGAUUUGAACGAUGCUCUGGACGACCUUAGAGCGGUUAUACCAUACGCCCACUCCCCAUCCGUCAGGAAACUGAGCAAAAUUGCCACGUUGCUUCUCGCCAAGAACUACAUCCUGAUGCAGGCCAACGCUCUGGAGGAGAUGAAACGCCUCAUAGCUUACCUCCAGGGUACAGCAGGUGGGGCCCCCAUUGUUGUGCCUCCUGGAUUCGACCUUCAAGGUUUUCCAGCAGCAGCAAAAUUCCUCCAGCAGCAGACCAUGCAAGGUGACAGUGGUCCUUCGAAUGAUAACCCCAGACCGUCAGGAUCUGCCAUGUAGUAGUCGCUAUAUUUUAACAAUAUUUGUAGGUAGAGGAAAUAUUUGAAUGCUGGGAUGAUCAGAAUGUCCUUUUUUAUAUUCUAGUCAGGAUGUUUAUAGUGUGAAGUCAAUGGGAUAAGUAAUUCAUUAUGUGGAAUCGAAAACUAUUUGUUCUGUCUUGUAUGCAAUCUAUCUGAUCCUCUAAAGCGUUGUUUAAAUUUAUUAUUGAUGGUUUCACUUUCUUCAUGUUGUUUUCAUUGAACAAUAAGAAAGUACGUAUUCAGAUAACAUGUGACCCAGGAUAAAAGUUUCAAAAUUGAGGCAAUUAUGAUGCCUGAAUACAUUCUAAUUUUUAACAUUUUGAAGGAAUUUGAAAGAGCUUCUACAUUUUUGGCUCUGCACAAGCAAGCCAAAGCUUGGAGUUAAAAUUUGAAUAACUACAAAAAAUUUCGAUCAAGUUGUUCACAUAUUAUCCUGAAAAGAAAAUUCUGCUUUGCAAAACAUUAACCUAUUCUUACUUUUUUCUCUCAUUUCUUCUGUAUCGAAUAGCAGAGUAAAGUCUAGUCGUUUUUUAGAUCUAAGUUGAAUCCAGCCAAAGUAGAUAGGGUGUUUGAUGCUACUAUUGUCUAGAUAAAUGUCUUAAAAGUUUGGAAAAUUUGAUUUGUAUUGUGAUUUUCUUGAAGCAAUAGUAUCGAUCACGCAAUUGUUAUUUCUAUAUCAGAUACCCUAUUGUGAUAACGGAAAGUGUGACAAAUUACAUACAUGUAUUAUUUCUACAAAAUAUAUUCUCCAUUUAUGGAUCCAUUUGUAGGUACUACUUACUAAAUUAUGUAUUAGGAUUAGUUGUCAAGGAGGAAUUAUGGGUUGUAACAAUGAAGUAAACAAAAAUGUGUUUAUAUUUUGGAAAUAUUCAAUUUAGAAGUUCUAGUCAAUUAGAGAAUAGUUUGUAAAAUACAUAUUUAUAAAAAAUUAUAUAAUAAAUACAUACUUACA
This is a messenger RNA of Coccinella septempunctata (seven-spotted ladybird), 2287 nucleotides long. RefSeq names its product class E basic helix-loop-helix protein 22. The record is from RefSeq and is a predicted model, not a curated record. The transcript is spliced from 3 exons. Bases 518 to 1315 code for a protein of 265 amino acids. NCBI's taxonomy places the organism in Eukaryota, Metazoa, Arthropoda, Insecta, Coleoptera, Coccinellidae. Gene Ontology annotation, molecular function: protein dimerization activity.